Penicillium maclennaniae is the source of this 879-nucleotide messenger RNA. Its product is annotated as snoRNA-binding rRNA-processing protein IMP4. The transcript has 2 exons. The coding region runs from base 1 to 879 and encodes 292 amino acids. The record is from RefSeq and is a predicted model, not a curated record. Gene Ontology annotation, molecular function: snoRNA binding; rRNA primary transcript binding. Gene Ontology annotation, biological process: rRNA processing. Gene Ontology annotation, cellular component: small-subunit processome; Mpp10 complex; nucleolus. Lineage: Eukaryota; Fungi; Ascomycota; Eurotiomycetes; Eurotiales; Aspergillaceae.
AUGCUGCGCCGUCAAAAUCGUGAACGUCGCGACUACCUUUACCGCAGAGCUCUGCUCCUCCGCGAUGCCUCUAUCGCAGAAAAGAGAGCCCAGCUGAAAGCCGCACUGGCCUCUGGCAAGCCUCUCGACCCUUCGAUCGCAAAUGAUAAGGCUCUUCGGGAAGACUUCAAGUACGAUGAAUCGAAGGAACAAGAUGCUGAUAUGGAUGUCGACGACGAAUACGCUUUGACUUCCGGCGUCAUUGAUCCUCGCCCGCUGGUCACCACCUCCCGCUCACCUUCUGCUCGUCUCGGUGCUUUCGCCAAGGAAAUUCGUCUUCUCCUACCCACCGCUAUCCGACUUAACCGUGGUAAUCUCGUUCUACCCGAUCUGGUGUCCAGCGCUACUUCUGCUGCUCUGACCGACAUGAUUCUGUUGCACGAGCACCGUGGUACACCAACCGCGCUUACCAUUUCCCAUCUUCCUCAUGGCCCGACUGCGAGUUUCUCUCUUCACAAUGUCGUUCUGCGCGCGGACAUCCCCAAUGCUGCCCGCGGUACUGUUUCCGAAAGCUAUCCUCACUUGAUCUUCGAGGGCUUCAAGACCAAGCUGGGUGCCCGUGUAGUGCAGAUUUUGAAGCAUUUGUUCCCGCCUCGUGAGCCUGGAAAGGUCGGCAACCGUGUCGUGACUUUUGUCAACAAGGAAGACAGCAUUGAGAUGCGGCAUCACGUCUUCGUGAAGACUGGUUACCGGGACGUUGAACUUGCUGAAGUCGGCCCCCGUAUGACUAUGCGCCUCUUCGAAAUUCGGGGAGGCACUCUCGAGAAGGGCUCCAGUGGAGACGUUGAAUGGGCCCUUACGCAGUAUACAAGAACAAGCAAGAAGAAGGACUACCUUUGA